Centropristis striata (black sea bass) is the source of this 1910-nucleotide messenger RNA. RefSeq names its product ring finger protein, transmembrane 2 (gene rnft2). The transcript has 10 exons. Gene Ontology annotation, molecular function: ubiquitin protein ligase activity. Gene Ontology annotation, biological process: positive regulation of ERAD pathway. The record is from RefSeq and is a predicted model, not a curated record. The coding region runs from base 151 to 1497 and encodes 448 amino acids. NCBI's taxonomy places the organism in Eukaryota, Metazoa, Chordata, Actinopteri, Perciformes, Serranidae.
AAAAAAAAACAACAGAAAAAAACCCAUCGGAGCAUCUUGUGCAGCAGCAUCAUCAAACCUAGCUAACCCUGACACUAAAUAUGCCGAAAUUUGAGGUGCAAUUCACUGAACUAAUUCAGGGCUGGACCAUGUGGUGAUGAGCGGUAUGCCAUGCAGAGGAGACACAGCAGCAACACGGAUGGCAUGCCCUCAGAAAGGAGCCGAAGCCAAACCCUUGGAUCGGAGAGCAGCCUGGACGAGGGUGGUGUGUUUGACUGCCUGAAGCCCGACUCCCCCGCCUCACCCCAGCAGAUCUUCUCCGGCCUGGUGGGCGUCCCCUCCAGCUCUGUCUCCUCUGCCCAGUUCCAGGCAGCCGGUUUAGUCCUGGGCUCUCCCCCGGAAGUUUUCAUCCAGAUGACGGCGUCGUCCAGAGAAGAAGGAGGCCCCCACCGCACGGACGGUGGAGCUUUCCACCCUCGGCCUCCCCCCCACCACCAUCACCACCACCACCACUUCCACCACCAGCCCCUGCAGCACAGGACCUCCUCUCUGCUGCAGCAGGCCACCACGGCAGCCGGCUCGGAGAGGCACAGCUCCAGGGAGGAGGCGCAGGAGGACCCGUCCACCCCGGCCCCGGCGCUGUCGGAGCUGAAGGCGGUGGUCACGUGGCUGCAGAGAGGCUUCCCCUUCAUCCUCAUUCUGCUGGCUAAAGUCUGCUUCCAGCAUAAGCUAGGUAUUGCUGUGUGUGUGGGCAUGGCCAGCACAUUCGCCUAUGCUAAUUCCACGUUUAGGCACCAAGUGUCAUUACGGGCGGAACGCUCUGUAUUUGUUGCUCUGUGGAUCGUCCUGUUCCUUGCAGGGAACAUUGUGUAUAUCUUCUACACAUUUAGUCACGAGGAGCUGCACAACAGCCUGAUAUUUGCCAGGCCCAACCUGAACAGCUUCGACUUCUUCGAUCUGAUCUGGGCCGUGGGGAUCACUGAUUUUGUCCUCAAGUACUUCACCAUCGGCCUGAAAUGCUUCGUCCUCUUUUUGCCCAAGAUUCUCCUGGCCUUCAAAUCCAGGGGUAAGUUCUACCUGCUGAUCGAGGAGCUGAGCCAGCUGUUUCGGGCCCUGGUGCCCAUCCAGCUGUGGUACAAGUACAUCAUGGGAGAGGACCCGUCCAGCAGCUACUUCCUGGGAGCCACACUCAUCAUCAUCUACAGCCUCUGCAAGUCUUUCGACAUCUGUGGACGUGUGUCUGCCAUACGCAAGGCCUUCGUCAUGCUCUGCAGCUCCCAGAAUUAUGGCGUGAGGGCGGGCAGUCAGCAGUGCAGCGAGGCGGGAGACGUCUGUGCUAUUUGUCAGGCUGAUUUCAGAGACCCAGUAGCUCUUCUCUGUCAGCACGUGUUCUGCGAGGAGUGCCUGUGCUUGUGGUUCGACCGGGAGAGGACGUGUCCGCUGUGCCGCUCCACCGUCGUGGAGACGCUGCGGUGCUGGAAGGACGGCACCACCUCGGCUCACUUCCAGAUCUACUGACAGCACGAGACCAACGCCUGCAGACGUGUGAUUGUGCUGUAAUGCGAGUUAGACAAUGGUGUGUCAUCUUUUGCUGUUUAUCUUUGUGCGGUUGCUCUUUAACCCUUCAUCGGGCGAAGAACUAUAUUUGGUAACUUCAGUGGAUAUCUAAACUGGGUCCCCAUGUCUCUCUGUUUGGUCGUAGAACCACAUGGUUUCUUCCAGCUGAUCAGCAAAGAUCAGGCUACCAAUCAUAUGAUAAUAAUGUAAUAAUAUUUUUUAUUACUUUACUUUAUUGGCGUUGACCUCCAAUGUAAAAAUGAAACAUUUAGGAAAAAAAUCUGCAAGAAACAGUCGUACAAACAGAGUUAUUCUUCAGUGACUUGUACCAGGAGAACUUGACUAUGACGGCAUAUUAAGUAUGAAUAAAAAUA